Messenger RNA from Penicillium mononematosum, 861 nucleotides. Its product is annotated as ankyrin repeat domain-containing protein. The coding region runs from base 1 to 861 and encodes 286 amino acids. The record is from RefSeq and is a predicted model, not a curated record. Gene Ontology annotation, molecular function: protein binding. The transcript is spliced from 2 exons. NCBI's taxonomy places the organism in Eukaryota, Fungi, Ascomycota, Eurotiomycetes, Eurotiales, Aspergillaceae.
AUGUCUGCUCAUCACACCCCUGAACGGUGGAUUACCAGCCGGGCUAUAACCCCUCCUCCGAUUCCAUCAAAGACGCUGUCCUUAGUCCAUCAGUUACCGGAACUUGGCGAGCAGCAGUUGCGAGAAUUCCUUGAUCGCACCAUCCAUGAUUGUGAUAUCCGUCAUUUCUACCAGGUUAUGGUUGAUUCUAUCAGGUUGAAUAAGGUGCAUCUCGUGACGGAGCUACUCCGAUGUGGAAUGCCUAUAUCGCCAACCUAUGUACUCGAAGCUGUGAAGGCAAAGGCGAAAGAUAUCCUGACGGUUUUCUUCGACAAUGGUUGGGAUAUUAACACACAAAUGGGCGGAAUGGACCCCUCUAUUCUUGCAAAUGCUCUCGAGGACUUGGAGAUGACAACAUGGCUCCUUAACCAUGGCGCGGAUCCUAAUAAGCGAUGUGAUAUCGAUAAUACACCGCUCUCCUACGCCGUUAGGUAUGCCGAUAUAUCAACUAUUGAUCUUCUUCUCCGCCGUGGAGGCGAUGUCAGAAUAGGCCAGCUUGUGCAUAAUGCGAUUUGUCGAGAGUCCGACACCCUCAAAGUUGUCAAACUCCUUAUUGAUCGGGGUGCACCUUUGGAUUCUCUCAUGUACGAAGACCAUCAGUAUUCUCGGAACACGUUUCCUUUUAUGAGGGAAACUCCUCUACACACGGCAGUGGCUCUUAAAAGAGGUGAUGUUAUUCGUUAUCUGAUUCACAAGGGUGCAAGUGUGGAAAUCGAAGAUUGUAGGGGUCAAACAGUCAUACAGUCCGCAGAUCGAGACACCAGAAGAGUGAUUAUGCAAGAGAUUCAGAAGGGCACCGGCACGUUGCACGCAUCUUUGUGA